Athalia rosae (coleseed sawfly) is the source of this 850-nucleotide messenger RNA. It is a transcript of the gene RpL10, whose product is annotated as 60S ribosomal protein L10. NCBI's taxonomy places the organism in Eukaryota, Metazoa, Arthropoda, Insecta, Hymenoptera, Athaliidae. The record is from RefSeq and is a predicted model, not a curated record. Gene Ontology annotation, biological process: translation; ribosomal large subunit assembly. Gene Ontology annotation, cellular component: cytosolic large ribosomal subunit; ribosome. The transcript has 4 exons. Bases 44 to 796 code for a protein of 250 amino acids. Gene Ontology annotation, molecular function: structural constituent of ribosome.
AAAACAAGUGAAGAUUGUUGGUCUAUGGUCAUUUAUAUACCGGAUGUCAAAGCACAGAAGCUCAGUAUCGCUAUUGCCCUGCUGCGCACAUCCUUUCCGGUUUUCUCGUUUGGCUUGUCAAGAGUCGGAGUCCAAAAUGGGGCGCCGACCUGCGAGAUGUUAUCGCUACUGCAAAAACAAACCAUACCCCAAAUCUCGUUUCUGUCGGGGUGUUCCUGAUCCAAAGAUUCGUAUUUUUGACUUGGGAAAGAAGAAGGCAUGUGUGGAGGAUUUUCCUUUAUGUGUCCACUUGGUUUCCGACGAGUAUGAACAGCUUAGCUCUGAAGCCCUUGAGGCAGGUCGUAUUUGCUGCAACAAAUAUAUGGUGAAGAACGCCGGUAAAGAUCAAUUCCACAUCCGAAUGCGUCUUCACCCAUUCCACGUCAUCCGCAUUAACAAAAUGUUGUCAUGUGCUGGAGCUGAUAGGCUUCAAACUGGGAUGAGAGGAGCCUUUGGCAAACCUCAAGGUACUGUUGCUCGUGUUCGCAUUGGUCAGCCAAUCAUGAGUGUGCGCUCUUCCGAUCGUCAUAAGGCUGCAGUUAUUGAAGCUUUGCGUCGUGCCAAGUUCAAGUUCCCUGGUCGCCAGAAGAUCUAUGUAUCCAAGAAAUGGGGUUUCACCAAAUACGAACGGGCUGAAUAUGAAGAAUUAAAGGUAUCUGGCCGUCUCGCCCAAGACGGUUGCAACGUCAAGUAUCUGCCUGAGCACGGCCCUCUCGACGCAUGGAAGAAGUUCAGAGAAAGCUUAGCUAACGCUUAAUUUGUGGCCGGAUUUUUUUGUGAAUCAAGUCGUAAUAAAUGUUACGCAGACUCA